UAAAGAGCAGACCCGCAGGAAACACGGCGGCCAUCUUGGAGCGGCCAUCUUGGCUAAACCAAAGCAGCAGCAGAAGCUUCAGCACUGGAGAUAUUUUUGUUCACAUCAAUGGACUGUUGACCUGACGGCUCUGGACAUAACUUCUCACAAGCCAGAUGGACAUAAUAAUGUUAAUAUUUUGUGAUCAGUAUUUAUGUCCACCGGCUAAAAGGCGCUAAUAUUAGCUUUAGCGCUGGGGGUAACACCGGGUUCAGCCCCGCUAGGAAGGCUCACCCAGAUUUAGUUCAGUUUGAACAAGGAGCCAACGUUAGAAAUAAAACAUAAUAAAUAUAUUAUAACAUUCACCAGUUUACACAGGUGGCAAUGACUGUUGUUAAUAUGUCGAAAGUAAGAUGGCUCCCAAAUCUCCCGCUUUAGUUUGGAAGGUUUCAAUGUGAGGAAGAAAAUGAGGAGACGGAUUCACUGCACAGGAUGAAGCUGGAAUCUGAAGGCAUGGAAAAUAAUGUGAAUAUUAUUCAGCAUUAAUCAUUAUUGAAUCACCCGUUUCUCUAUACAGUACUAAAUAAAUAUAAAACAUUAUGACCGACUGUGUGCUUUGUAAAAUUAUGCAUCAGAGUAUUAUAUUCCUUUUCUAGUUUGUUUUCCUCACUAAGAAUAUUUAAAUAUGCUGAACCAUGUAUCAACCCAAUACUUUAAAACUACAUGUCCUUGUAAAUGUAUCUGAUAGCUGUUUGAAUAAAGUUUACAGAAAAAAACGUGGAAAUCUGUUUAGUAUUUAGUGAUUUCUGAUCGAUUAAUGCGCCGAUACGUCAUUAUGCCUGAGAAAUCUAACGCUGAGUGGAGUGGUCCAACUAUAUGGAGCUACAACAGUCUCAUAAUUAUCAAAUCCAAAGGACGAGAGUCACAACAACCUUAACAGGGAUAAAUAGCCGAUAUCUCACUUACCGCUGCCAGAAGCCAGGCUGAGGUCGAAAGGCAUGACCGUCGUCAUGGCUACGGCGCUGCUGGAAUGGGUUAAUGUGAUUGUCUCAAACAGAGGUUACCCCACCGGGGGUUUGUUCAUCUGAUUGGUUACUGAUCACCCAAUCAGACAAACCAUUUAUUAGACAUUUGUGGAUCGAGACAUCAGGGGAAUCUCAAAAUUCACACAAUUGCAGCAACUCGCAGGCCAGAAGCAGCUUGGAAAUCAAGAUAUAUUUGGGUUUGCAUCAAAAAUACAGGUGUGGAUUUCAUCUUGCGCAUUUGUGAAUUAUGAGACUGUUUUAGCUCCAUAGCACCAGAAGGUUCGGUUCCGGUCGCAGAGCUGAGCGAUUGUUCUUGCAGUUCUGCCUCUGACCGGAAGAGGCAGCACCCACCACCAGGACCCCUCUGCCCCCGAGAAGAAGACCCGAACCCGACCGUCAUGGCCGAACUGAACCGGCAGCUCCAGGAGUACCUGACCCAGUCCAAAAGCGGCGGUACCAAGUCCAGCUCCAGCACCUCGGUGGAAGUGGGUGAACCGGAAGCGGUACCGGGCAGCUGGUUCGGCCGAUGGUCCAGUCCGUGGUCCGGGCAGAGCUCCGGCGGCAGCUCCUCCUGGCCCUGGUCGGCCGACCCGGACCCGUGCCUGCCCGGAGUGACCCGGAAGCAGCGCCUGCUGGGGUUCGGGCUGUGCGCGGCCAUGUCGGCUCUGUGCUUCGGGCUGUCGGCCCUCUACGCGCCGCUGCUGCUGCUCUACGCCCGGAAGUUCGCGUUGCUCUGGACGCUGGGCUCGCUGUUCGCCGUGGCGGCGGUGGCGGCGCUGCGGGGGCCCAGCCGGCUGCUGGCCGGGCUGCACCGCUCCCCCGGGGCCGCGGCCUACCUGGCCUCCCUGGCCGGGACGCUCUACGCCGCCCUGGGCCUCCACAGCACCGUGCUGACGGCUCUGGGAGCCGGCCUGCAGGUGGCGCUCAUCCUGGGCUGCCUGCUGGCGCUGAUGCCUGGAGGCAGCGCUGGGAUCCGGGUUCUGGGCGGCUGGACUUUCUCCGUCCUCAAGAGGACCGUGAGCGGCAGAACCAUGUCGAUCUGAGCGGAACCGAACCCAGAGGCGGAACCGGACUUUCCUCUGCAGGACUAAACCCUGGGCGCUGACUGCCAGGAGGAUCUGGAGUUCCGAGGACCAAAGUACAAAAACUGACCCAAAAACUGUGAUGGGGGGAGGGAGGUUCUGGUUCCGAGUUGUUGUAGCUUUAUUAAUAAAACAGGUUCUACCAGCGGA
Messenger RNA from Poecilia reticulata (guppy), 2236 nucleotides. Lineage: Eukaryota; Metazoa; Chordata; Actinopteri; Cyprinodontiformes; Poeciliidae. The record is from RefSeq and is a predicted model, not a curated record.